This is a messenger RNA of Dermacentor albipictus, 1615 nucleotides long. RefSeq lists its product as uncharacterized. Lineage: Eukaryota; Metazoa; Arthropoda; Arachnida; Ixodida; Ixodidae. The record is from RefSeq and is a predicted model, not a curated record.
AAGAACGUGCCGGAGAGCACGCGCGUCGCUGCAUGGGCUCCGUGGAUGACUGCGUCUCCAGCCUUGAAAGCGAUGUCCGCUUGCAACCGACAGCCGAGUUCCGUGGUGGGCGUGAGCGACAUGUUUGGCAAGGAGUUCGUGGUGGAGAGCGUGCUCGAGUACCUGGGCAUCGAGGAGCUCUUCGCGGGCGCCGAGGUGAACCGGCUGUGGCAGUCGGUCGCUCUGUCUCUGCUGAGGAAGAGACUGAUCUCCGUAUCCAUCCGCUGUUCACCGGAAUCGGAGCAGCCGAGCCCAGAGCCAGUGCUGCACAUGCUUCACGCAUGCGCAGAGAUCCUGCGCUCGAAGUUCACUCGCUACCGCAAGAUCGCGCGCCUGGCCGGCACGCGCCCAUCACUUGUGUUCCUGUCCUAUCACGCCGACCGGGACGAGGACGGGAGGGCCCAUCGUCGUCCUCUGGCUGCCGAGCCAGGCGCAGGCGCGUCGUUCCGAAUUCGAGCCGCCAGGUGUUCCGGUUGCUGCGGCUGCUGCCCCAGUCGGUGGAUCGCUGCCGGCGCUGCCUGCCGUCCAGCCACGCCACCGCAUUCCAUCGACGAUCCGAAACAGUGGCGCCGCCUCCCACAACGUGCUGCCGGGCGCGCUCGUGUUCGAAGCACUGCACGUGACCGAAGGCGCCCUGGAGGCGGACGUCGCCAGUGCCCGAUUCACGGAGGAGGCCACCGGCAGAAUCAUACAGCGCGAUGCAGAGCAGCCGGCUGGAUUCGUUUAUGCGCAGCCUGGGCGAGAAUUUCGGUCCCACGACCGACACCAUCGCGGUGGCAUCCCCGCGCAACUGGGACGAAGCCCGACUCGAGCUCGAGGCCUUCGAGCGCAACUUUCCGAGAGUGCUGGCCCUGGCCAAUCAAGCCCCGGAAUUCAACGUGGACGAUCAGUUCGCCCCAAUCGGGCGCUUGAAGCUCAUACUGCUGCUUAUCAAGCUGCUCAACUGAAUAGGUUCGAGCAAAGGAUGUGAGCUUGGCCGCGAGGCACACCGUGAGACGACGGCCGUGUCAAUUAUAAGAGUUUGUCUCGCGAAACAAGGAAAAAUGAAAAGCGCAAACAAGAAGUCUGUGAUCUACUUUCAGGAUAUCGUACUUUAGUAUUUCCUAAUUAUUCUUUUUUUAUGUUAGAGCUACUGCGCAGUCUCGAUGCACAAGUACACGAUUCAAGCAGAGCACGUAUGCAGCGCGUGGAAAGAAUUCAGCGCUACGCGCAUAGAUAAUCCCGAGACGCGAAGAGAACAGCUGAGCACUCUCAUUUGCCUCAACACCGAGAUGAACGUAUGAAAUGUGCCGCCGGGCUAUCCUUUAAGCAUGAACUGUGUAAUAUUCUCUGAGUCAUUGCCAAGAUGAUACGGCGUCCUUGAUUAGCAUGUCAUCUGGUAUUAUUCAAAAGAUAUUUCGCAAUUAAUUUUCUUUGUUGGCGGCACAACCACCGAGGUGAAAUCGGCAUCAACAUUCUCGGGAAGCUGACGGCAAGUAUAGGAUUACAUCACUCCGCGAGCAUCCAUCCUCGUGGUUGUCUCUCUACGAGUGGCACCAUGCUAGAUUACCGUAUUGGUAAACGAAUGAUUACAGCA